Molecule: messenger RNA, 1131 nt
Organism: Cuscuta epithymum
Lineage: Eukaryota; Viridiplantae; Streptophyta; Magnoliopsida; Solanales; Convolvulaceae
Source: the annotation of a GenBank genome assembly
UAACAAUUCAUAAAUUUGGAUUUACUUUUGCUUAAAAAAUAAACAAAUAAAUACGGCAUAUAUAAUCGCCACCUCUGGAAAACCUGUAGUUAAGAUUUCAGAAUACGCAGCUAGGGUUGCGUGCAUUCAUCGCCAUGGACGUCUCUAAAUUCAUCGCCAACCAGACGGAUGCAUCCUUAAUGUUUGCGAAGCAUGUCUUCUUUGACCUGGUCAAAGCAGAUUCCAACCUCGUUUUCUCUCCCCUCUCCAUUAGCAUCUUGUUGGGCAUGGCCGCCGCCGGCUCAACCGGCGAAACACGCCGCAGCCUCCUCUCCUUCCUCAAGUCCGACUCCACCGCGGAUUUCGAUGCUUUUGGCUUCCAUGUCCUCACCAACAUCCUUGCUGACGCCAGUCAUCUCGGCGGCCCCAGUCUGUCGGCGGCUAACGGCGUUUGGAUGGAUCAAACUCUUUCUUUUAAGCCCUCCUAUAAAGAACUCUUGGAAAAGUCUUAUGAUGCUGUUUGUCCAUCAGUUGACUUUCGUUUCAAGGGUUUUGGAGAAGCUCGGCGUGCAAUUUUCCAGCGGCGAUCUUGACGAAAUGGUGGUCGAUGCAGAGGAGAGCCUCAUUGUUUCAAAGAUUAUCCACAAGUGUGUUAUUGAUGUUAAUGAGAAAGGAACCAAAGCUGGUGCAGCUAGUCUGAUGGGGUGCAAACUUGGAUGUGCACGUUCUAUGGUUGAGGAAGAGAAAAUAGACUUUGUAGCGGACCAUCCCUUUGCCUUCUUCAUCCGGGAGGAUGUCUCCGGGCUUGUUGUCUUUGUUGGCACCGUGCUUAACCCCCUUCUCUAAGAUGGUGGGUGGCAUGGAGCUGGAUAUGAUGUUUAGUUUAUAUUUCUACUACUUAAUAAUCUGCAUAUUCAUUUUCGAAUAGCAAACACGUGCUUAAUUUUAAUUCUAGUGAUGCAUUUCGGAGAUCUUCAACUAGUUCUUGGGGGUUUUGUUUUUCCCUUGAACGGCGUACUAAAAUUUGUUAUUGUCCUAAAUAGGACUAAAUAUAUAGCAAUCUAAAUUAAAGUAAUUUUCCCUUAAAGUAGUUGCUUGGGGGUUUCUUUUUUCCUUUGAAUGUCAUAAUAAAAGCAUAUCGUUUUAGCAUAA